UCUAUGACAUUGACCUCAUUUUCUCUAUAAAUUGGAUAGCUUUGGGGAGCUAGAAUUCCUCAUCAUAGAGAGAGCUUUCCAUAUUCCAAAAAAGCACUAAUUAAGAAAGGUACACAAGAGAUGGCUAUCAAUAACGAAGGGCAACAACAAAACCAAAACCAACAACUCAUCGGACACAAAGAUCUUGCUCAUAAGACUCUCCUUCAAAGUGAUGCACUUUACCAGUAUAUACUCGAUACCAGCGUGCAUCCAAGAGAGCAUCCAUGUCUGAAGGAGCUACGUGAGAUGACAGAAAAACACCCUCGGAACCUUAUGGCUACCCCUGCUGAUGAAGGACAACUUCUAAGCAUGUUGAUUAAGCUCAUAAAUGCGAAGAACACGUUGGAAAUUGGUGUGUUCACUGGUUACUCUCUGCUCUCCACUGCUCUUGCUCUUCCCUCUGAUGGAAAGAUAUUGGCUUUGGACGUGAGUCGUGAAUAUUAUGAGCUGGGAUUGCCAAUAAUUGAAAAAGCUGGAGUAGCUCACAAGAUUGACUUUAGAGAAGGGCCUGCUCUCCCUCUUCUUGACCAACUUCUUCAAGAUGAAAAUAAUAAGGGAAUAUUUGAUUUUGUUUUUGUGGAUGCUGACAAGGAUAAUUACUUAAACUAUCACAAGAGGGUGAUUGAUCUUGUGAAAAUUGGGGGAUUGAUCGGAUACGAUAACACCUUAUGGAGUGGAUCGGUGGUUGCACCACCUGAUGCACCUCUAAUGGAUUACGUGAAACAUUAUCGUCCUCAUGUGAUUGCACUCAACAAGUAUCUAGCUCAAGAUUCAAGGAUCGAGAUUUGUCAGCUCCCAGUAGGUGAUGGAAUUACCCUGUGCCGCCGCACCACCUGAUCUCUCCUUCAUAAUGAUUUGUGUGUUUGAAUUUUGUGAAUUUCAAUUUGAACUAUUUUAAUAUUUCACAAGUUUAUUGUUUACCAACCGCCUCGUCCUCUUAACCUAAAAAAAGUUCUAAGCACCUCUCCUCUUCUUUAUUAUAUAUUGUAGUAAAAAGAAGUGAUUUAUAGUCUUUUUUUUUUACUAAAAA
Messenger RNA from Cicer arietinum (chickpea), 1069 nucleotides. Its product is annotated as caffeoyl-CoA O-methyltransferase 5-like. The record is from RefSeq and is a predicted model, not a curated record. NCBI's taxonomy places the organism in Eukaryota, Viridiplantae, Streptophyta, Magnoliopsida, Fabales, Fabaceae. Gene Ontology annotation, molecular function: S-adenosylmethionine-dependent methyltransferase activity; O-methyltransferase activity.